UAAACGGAACCCGGACGUUGUCUGUCUCGUUCUCUACGCGAGGACACGAUCAUGAAAGAAUCACAUCCUCACACACACACUAGAUCCAAUCAACGCGUGGGACUGGCUAGUGCUAGCGCCAGUUUUCCGACCGUCUCGACGCGAAUGUAUCACUAUCAUAUAAACUUGCACGUGAUGCAGACGUCUCAGUGUUAGUCGCGACAUCAUAUUACGAUUAGGUACUGAUCAUCUUCGUUGCCGAAAUCAAGUGGCAUUCGAGUGCGUAACGCUUAAUCAUCGAAAAGAUCACUUUUCUAUUGGCAAUCCUCAAUCACUUUCGGAAAACGUGUGCGAACUGGUUUUUCUUAGUUGCUACAUUUUAUCCGUUGAUGUAGACGAUUAGCCGUGACCUAUGUUGACUUAGUGAACAAAAACUGUCAGAAAUAAGGACUCUGAAUUGAAAAUGUAAAUAGCUGUCGUACAUUUAGUGAAGGUGUUAACAGACUGAAUAUUAAAUGACGAUGAGUUCAUAUCAAUUUGUGAAUUCAUUAGCCCAAUGUUAUGGGCAACAAGCCCGAUCGGCGACUGCGACUUCGGAUCAGGGAGCUCAUCAGAACUCCAGCCCAGGUGCAGACUAUUAUAAUCCGAACGCGGCCACUGCGGCCAAUUAUCCCCCCGCGUGCUAUUCGCCGCCGCAGGUAGGCCCGCAAUAUGGCCAACAUCCGUAUGCAACACCUGCCCCGGGACAUGGUCUGCAACCUCCGAUGGGCGAUUACACCCAAUUGCAACCUCAAAGAAUCGGAGGAAAUCCUCACCUCCAUCAUCCGAAUGCCGGAGCACAAAGUCCUGGUGUCAUGAAUCCUUCGACAAGUUGCAAGUACGCGGAGACAAAACCAGUUACCGUGGCAUCUCCGCAAGAUCUCAGCACCACGGCAACUCCAUCAAGGAGUACGCCGCCUCUAUCAGGAAAUCAAAAUUCUAGUAGUGGCAGCAGUGUAACUAUCACCCCUAAAAGUUCCAGUAUCACAUCUCCCCUGUCCGUCAGCACUUCUCCGCAAGGUAAACAGACAACAUCUUCGUCUGUCGCUUCGCAAAAUUUAUCCUCGCCGGCUUCGAGCACCAGUUCGACUUCAAGUAACGAAAAACCAGGAAAUAACAAUAGCAGCUCAAAAUCGUCAUCGUCACAAAAUCCUCCGCAAAUCUAUCCCUGGAUGAAGAGAGUCCACCUAGGUCAAAGUACGGUGAAUGCAAAUGGCGAAACAAAGAGGCAGAGGACAUCGUAUACGAGAUACCAAACAUUGGAAUUAGAAAAGGAAUUCCACUUCAACAGGUACCUGACGCGAAGGAGGAGGAUCGAGAUUGCCCAUGCACUGUGUCUGACAGAAAGGCAAAUAAAGAUCUGGUUCCAAAACAGGCGAAUGAAAUGGAAAAAGGAACACAAAAUGGCCAGUAUGAAUAUCGUUCCUUAUCACAUGUCCCCUUACGGACAUCCUUAUCAAUUUGAUUUGCAUCCUAGCCAGUUUGCGCACCUUGCUACUUGAGAAGUUUACAUGUGAUGUGUUUUAUUUCGUAGAUUUCCAUUUAGCGUCAUUGCAAGACGAAGGGUAUGCAUUCCACCAAGCGAUGGGUAUGGGCGGUAUGGGGCCCAUGCAAAGGGGUCUGUACGCGUGCGGCAGUCCCUACAGCUAGCCAUGGGCCUCCUACAACGGGGACUGCGGACCGUCCUAAAUGGACGUCCACCCAUCUUAUCGGAUCUUAAAAUGCAGUCCUCGGCUAGCGAUACCCUGACGAAUGCUAAUCGCUAAACCACAAACUUUUUACAGUGGAAUUCGCUAGUGUUCGACAUGAUGCAUCGCUAGUUAAUAAACCAGUGCCAAUCUCAUGACUCAAUACAUACCUCCGCUACCAAGUGAUAGGAUAUUAUUAUUUAUUAGUUAUACUAAUCGAAGGCGUUUGCUGCAAAAUUUCUGUCAUCUGAUUAUUCGGUACGUAAGUAGGUAAAUUAAUUUUCUGCGAAAAUCAUUGCCAAUUUCGCACAACACUUAUUACAAAUUAAUUAAAUUGUGGGUAAUCAAACCGUUACAAUUUUACUGGGAAUGAUUUUAUUCACAUGUUUAAACAAACGCUGCCGCCUCCGGUUAAAAAAUUUAUUGUUUUUGAAAUAAAAUAACAGUUCACAGUGCAAUAUACCCACAUGCAAUGGGUACAUAAAUUGCUGGUAGUUCAAAAUAUUAAAUCUUAUCAGAAACCCGUUGUGAAAAUUGAUUUAUUCAUGAAUUAAACAAUUCAAAUUUUAAGUAGGCUCAGUAAGUGUCGAAAUAUGCAGUUUUAGUGGCUGUGCACCCGAAACAUUAAAAAAAAAUUAUAAAUAAAAUGGACAAGUACAACACGAUUGUAAUGAAAACUUACAAAGCAGUGACAGUGUGAUUAUAAAUGCUAGUGUUACGAAAAUGUACAUAUAAUUAUAUUUAAUAUUGUUCAAUUUCCUGUUUGUAUAUAUUGCCAGUAUGUACGAAAUUUAUUGUCAUUAUUAUUGUACACAUACCCAGUGCAGAAUUUGAAGUAUAUUAAUUGGUUAAGUUCAGCACAAAUACAUACAUUCAUCAGUUAUUAUGUUAUCACAAGUGUAAGAAAUAAAUUCGAUAAUUAGAUCCGUUGUUAUUAGUAUUUAUCUUAUUACUAAGAAGACUAGAAACGACUAGAAACUAGAUAGGGACACGAGUCGUAACUUCUGCUUAUUGGACUAAUAGACGCAUUCGUUUCUUUUCUUAUUACAUUUUUCAAAAAUCGGUUAUGUAUAUGCGUUCUUGUCGCAAACCAACACAUCCUUUGAUUAUACGUGCAUAUCGUAAUAAUAUGACAACUGAUAAUAGAUUCGUUGGUUUCCUUGCUUUACUGCAACUUGUGCGUACGGAUUUUCCAAAAGUGUGUUGUGCGUGACAAGAAGACAUGCACACAAUUAAUUUUUGAAGUAUUAACGUUAAGUGAAAAUGACAAACGAAAAUACUUAAUACUGAAAUUGUCACCGUGAAGUGACUCCAGCAUUUUGUAUCCUUUAUUAUUCAUUACGAUUUUCAGAACUAUUCGAUUUGGGUUUUUUCUCGUACUUCUAGUCUUCUUGCUAGCAAGGUUUUCUUACAACACGAUGCAUCUAUCAGAAAACGGUAUCCUGUGUUUUUAAGGAAUAUUAUUAUUUAAUUUUUAGUCUGAUGAACAAUAACCGAAUGUUCUUAACAGUGAAAUUAGUUGCAUUAACUUUCAAACGUUAAUAGAAUUAUGAUUUGGGCUGAAGUCCCGUGGUCUAAAUGGUUAGGUCCAAACGCUUCGUGGCUAUCUUCAGCAGUACUUCCUUAUAACAUGGGCGAGUCAUUGCCGCAAAGAUAAAACCUUCAUCUACAGUUUUUAUGAAACGUCUGGACUUAACCACGGUCCUUCAGCCGGAAUGAUAACUAUCCAUGGAUUCCGAACGUGAAAGCGUUUGGUUUGAAAGAUUAAAAUGCAGACAAAUCUUAAAAUUUCUGGGAGAACUGAAUAAUGCGAUUCAAACCAUUUUCGAAUUAAAUUCCGGAACAAAAAGUAUUUCUUACACUUGCUGUGUGAAAAUUGAAAUCAUGUAGGUACCUACUUGUGUUAACGUAAAUUGUCACGCAACUCUGAAUUUUGUCACGCCGUACUAUUAAUUGAAAAGGUUGGUAUAAAAUUGUAUUAUAUGUAUAGGCUCUCGCAUUGUUUUCCCCUUUUUUUGUUUUUCUUUCUAUUAUUUAUAAUACGUUUCUCAUGUUCAGUAUGAGUGAAUUUAGGUUAGAAUAUGAAGUAUAUAAAUUUUACUGUUGUAAUUGUCCAAAUAAAUGUACUGUAUUACAGAAAGUCUGUUUCCCAUUUUUA
Messenger RNA from Agrilus planipennis (emerald ash borer), 3864 nucleotides. It is a transcript of the gene Cx, whose product is annotated as homeotic protein Sex combs reduced. Gene Ontology annotation, molecular function: RNA polymerase II cis-regulatory region sequence-specific DNA binding; DNA-binding transcription factor activity, RNA polymerase II-specific. The record is from RefSeq and is a predicted model, not a curated record. Lineage: Eukaryota; Metazoa; Arthropoda; Insecta; Coleoptera; Buprestidae. The transcript has 3 exons. Gene Ontology annotation, cellular component: nucleus. Bases 495 to 1520 code for a protein of 341 amino acids. Gene Ontology annotation, biological process: regulation of transcription by RNA polymerase II; anterior/posterior pattern specification.